UGGCUUGAUGAAUGCUCGGACUUGCACGAAGAUUGUCCCCGGGACCAAGCUGCUGAACUUCCAUCACGUGUUCUGGAUGUUGGUCCUUGUGAUGGAUCUGAGGAACCAAAGCUAUUCGAGACCAACGGCGGAUCUGAACGAUACAUGGCGCUAAGUUAUUGCUGGGGGUUAGGACAAGCUCUCACAACCACUACUUCGAACAUCGAGGAACGAAAACGCCGCAUUCUUCUAUCAGACUCCCCUCCCACAAUCCGAGACGCCAUUCUGGUUUGCCGGGAGCUGUCUUGCCGGUACUUGUGGGUUGACGCAUUGUGUAUCAUCCAGGAUUCGGCCACAGAAUGGGAAUAUGAAGCUUCGAGGAUGCAAUCUGUGUAUAAGAAUUCCUGGGUCACUAUUGUCGCCGAAUCAGCUGACAGCACAGAAUGUGGUUUUCUUCAUGGACGAGAUACUAGAAUAUGGGACCAGAAAGCACCUCUAAAAACACGAGGCUGGACCUUGCAGGAAAAUCUUCUCGCACCUAGAAGAUUGACAUAUCGUCAUGACAGUCUCUCUUUCGAAUGUCAAUCGAUCCUCGAAGAGGCUGAUCUCUUGUCUUCCUGUCGAAAACUGGAAUCUUUAUCUAAGGGGCAAAGCUACGAUGUUUGGAAUACAGUUGUCAGGGAAUACUCCAAACGCUAUCUGACGCAGGAGAAAGACAUAUUUCCUGCUCUGUCCGGCCUUGCCAAGAAAUUUCAAUGCAUUAACCAAGAUGUCUAUCUAGCGGGGCUCUGGAAGAAGCAGCUCCUGUCCGGCUUACUCUGGACUGGAGAAAAUUUCCUUACUUCUCGUCCUCUUCUGAAGGAAUAUCGAGCUCCUUCGUGGAGCUGGGCAAGCCAUAACGGCAGAACCAGCUAUUUUGUCGGUAAC
Messenger RNA from Hyaloscypha bicolor E, 906 nucleotides. RefSeq names its product HET-domain-containing protein. NCBI's taxonomy places the organism in Eukaryota, Fungi, Ascomycota, Leotiomycetes, Helotiales, Hyaloscyphaceae. The annotation marks the transcript as partial. The transcript has a single exon. The record is from RefSeq and is a predicted model, not a curated record.